Molecule: messenger RNA, 2031 nt
Organism: Closterium sp. Yama58-4
Lineage: Eukaryota; Viridiplantae; Streptophyta; Zygnematophyceae; Desmidiales; Closteriaceae
Source: the annotation of a GenBank genome assembly
AUGCCGAUCCUAAUUGCGGAUUCUAGUGCCUUGAAGAAGGGCGAGGCGGGAGAGUUGAGGGCGCUGCAGGUUAGAGCAUUCCGUUAUUACGCCCUGUUCUACAAGGCGUUUUUGGGAGUGGCGGCGCACACCCGUGCCACGCUGAAAGAGGCCAAGCAACGUGCUGUUGCGCUGAUGGAGCUACUGCCCAAAGCUUUCCCGGACCAGGCGUCAAAGUGGGAAAUUCCCAAGAUCCACAUGAUCAAGCAUCUUCUCGAGAACGUGGAAGCAAGGGGGAUGCCACACCACUACAGCACGGAGAUGUGGGAGCGCACUCACAAGGGGACAGUGAAGGGUCCCGUGAGGGGGAGCAACUGGGCUGACAUUCCGAGGAGAAUUGUGGAUGAGGAGAUGCAGCGGGAGAUUUACAGAGAAGUGGCGGCGGAUGCGGGAGGAGGUCGGCAGUACGUGUCAGCGCUGCGUGUGGUGAGUGUUUGGGUGCAAGCAAGACUAGGGGUGGUGCGCUGGGCGACUCACGCCCUGUACCAGGCCGUGGAAGAGAUGGAGCCAGUGCUAACGAAGAAGUUCAGGGUCAUGCGCCUCGGAGGCACCGCGGACAAGGUGUUUGCCGAGUACGCAGCGGUAUUUGGGGAUCAGAUGGCGGGCCUACCAGGUCAGCUGCGGGAGAUGCAGUUGAACCCUGACAGUGUGCAGACACACACAGCAGUGGCCAUACCACGUACGCAGGGUGGGGUGCUUGUGGCGAAGGGGACGUUCGUCAAGGCGUCCCCGCGAGAGAACCUGUUCUCAGAUGUGGCACUCCUGGCUCCUGGAGGCGGGGAUUGGUUUGCUAGAUGCCUAUGUAUUUUCAAGGCGUUGAACGCGGAGGGCAAGUGGACUGGGUGUGCCUACAUGCUGAAAGUGCUCCCCGACGAUGUGUUUCUGUUUGUGGAGAUACCGUUUAUGCCCAGCCGGUUGCCGAAGACCAAGAUACCGGGGAGGAACGGAACCCCGUGCGACCGGAUCAUAAGUGUCGGCUUCUUGUACAAUGCGACGGGGACCUGCACCACGGUGCCCCUUGUGGUGUUGCGCCAUGACGAGCGCCCCGAACCUAGGCGCAGCGGGGAUCCUGCACCGGCGGUGAUUGUGCGCUACACGAAGAGUGGGCGCCUCACACCCGAGGUGUUUACCGAGUUUUUUCAGACGGUUGAUGGGGUGCAGCUUAGCCGUGGAAGGAAGACGGUUGUGUUCACCUACAACACGGCGCACCGCAUUACCGCGAAUGACGCGGAGACCACGGUGGAGCAUGGGCUGACUAUGGUGCAUUUCACGCACACACGCUUUGUGGACCUGACAGACGUUGUGCACUGGUCCAGUAUGCCGUUUUUGCACGGCGUGGUGGACGCUUUCAAGGCUGAGUAUCGUGUGAUACUGAUGAGACGCGCGGUGCGGUCCAAUCUGUUCCACGAGGAUUUCGAAGCGCCGAUUUCCCAGGUGAAUUACGGUGUUAUGCUGCUGUGGGUGGGCUUGGCAUGGAAGGCGCUGACGGCGGCAACGAUGCAAAGGAGCUGGUGGAGGGCGGGAUGCGUCCCGGAGUCAUGGUGGGAGCUGAUGUGGCACCUGCACGGCAUGUACUCGGCCGGCAUGUACGAUCCCCUGGUCUCUACCACGGCGGACCUCCUGGUGCUGCUUUGUGAGUUCCGUGUGCGGCCGGCUAUUUAUAUGCCGGUGUCCGAUUACGUGACAUGCGAUGAGUGGUUAAUGGAGAAGGCUGGUGUGAAGUUGGUGACGCCAACGACGCCGACGUCUUCAGGGGACGAGGGCGAGAUGUGCCUGCCGGAUGGGCCUCUGAUGCGUGACGAACGAAGCCGACGACGUGCCAUCCGCAAUGUGACGAACGCAUACGUGAGUCACGCGGAGGCGCUGGGGAUUGCUCCUGCGGAGGUGGCGACUGUCGUUGGCGCCUCUGAUGGAGAGGUGGUUAGCCGCCUAAGCCGCACACCGAAGAAGCGAGCUCGCAGUUCGGGGUCGUCGGACAGUGGGUCCGUCUAG